Messenger RNA from Glycine soja, 1284 nucleotides. Its product is annotated as CRIB domain-containing protein RIC1-like. The transcript is spliced from 5 exons. NCBI's taxonomy places the organism in Eukaryota, Viridiplantae, Streptophyta, Magnoliopsida, Fabales, Fabaceae. The coding region runs from base 247 to 954 and encodes 235 amino acids. The record is from RefSeq and is a predicted model, not a curated record.
UCCACCCUGAAGACUCCCUCUUCUUGGUUGGUUUUUUCUCCUACACAACCAACCGACCAAGAACCAUGCACAUCUUUUUCUUUGCAUAACUUCUCUCCCCCCCACCCACCUUUCGAACUUGACAUGCAUGCAUGUGUGUUUUAAUUCUUCUUCACUUCUAAAUGGGCUUAUAAAGUCAUAUAUGGUUAAUAUUAAUAUUUGUUCUCAAGGUAAAGCCAGGAUUUAGUUGAUUCCAUUGAAGAUUGAAUGCACCACCACCAGCACCUUUUAAUUAGUGGAAGGUUAAUUAAUUUCUGGUGUAAAUAUAUCAACGAGCUUUAUCUACAUAAAUUAAUGCCGACCAAGGUGAAAGGCCUCCUUAAAUACAUAUCCCAAAUAUUCGAAGAGAAAGAAGAAGAAUUUCAAAUUGGGUUGCCAACUGAUGUAAGGCAUGUGGCACAUAUUGGAUCAGAUGAUCCAUCUGCAAAUGCACCAAGCUGGAUGAACGAUAUCAAACGAGGAAAAGAACCCCCAUCAGGAAACCCUACUCAGACAGUUGAAGAAUGUGAGAAAAAGUCAUCAUCAAAUUCCAAACGUUCCAAAAUCCGCAACCACCUGAUUCCCAAGUCCCGACACACUUCAAUCGACAUUGAUCCUGAUGCGCCCAAACAAAAGCCCAUACGCCGCCACAAUCGCUCCUCGGACCCCUCUGCGGACUCCUCCAACCAUGAGUCCUCUAGUGGUGGCUACCGCCGUCGUGGAUCCAACCAUGGUGUAGAGUCUUCGUCAUCACAGGAUAUGCCACCGACUGGUGUCAAAACAAACCGAAGAAAAUCAAAGGCCUCUGAAAACAGUUCGGUGAAGAAGCCUUCGUCUCGAAGAUCAUCCAAAGUAGAUUCUCUAACUGAUAUUUCUAUUUCAGAUUUUGGGUCUGGUUCUGGACCCGAAAGUGGGCUUACAGCCAUUAGGAUUUAAAUUGAAGUGAAUGUCUAUUAGAGAGUAAUAUAAAAAAAUGUUAAUAAUGAUAAAAAAAAUUCAUAACAAGGUUUCAAGAUUUUAGGGUGUGUUUGAUUUAGAGGAUGAAAAUAGAAGAGAAAUUUUUAAAUUAAAGUAGAAUGCAAAAGGUGAAAGUCCCACAUGAAAAGUACAAAAUUUCUCUCCUAUUUCUCUCCUCCCAUCCUAAAUCAAACAAAACCUUAGGGAGGGAGAGGAGAGGAAAAAACAAAUGUUAUUUUGCAUGUUGUAAAUUAUUACUGGUUAUGAUGCAAUUAUUUUAAUUGGAGGUGUGACUUCAAUUCUUAAUUU